AUGAAAAAAAUACAUUUUCGUGUCUUGGUAAUCGAAGGAUCAAAAUCAAGCAUGGCUCAAGCCACUUUUGUAUUACUUCUCCUCAGUUUUUCCAUCAUAUUCCUUUCUAAUGCAGCCGACAUAAACAUAGACUGUGGAUCAUCAAGCUCGCACAUUGACGCGGACAACAGAACGUGGGUGGGAGACACAGACUUUGUAACCACCGGUUCCACGUCCACGUUUAAACCAUUAGUCAAAACCGAUGAAUCUCUAACCACACUCCGGUAUUUUCCCACGGGGGAUACCAACUGUUACACCAACAUUCCGGUCGAUAAAGGUGGGAAAGUGUUGGUUAGGACGAGAUUCAACUACGGGGACUACGACGGAGAGGGCACGGCUCCAAAGUUCGAUGUGGUUUACGAUGGAAAACAUCGAGAUUCGGUCGUGACGACGACAACGAUCAGUGGAACUCGGUCGGAAGCGAUAUUUAUACCGGAGAGCGGGAAUACAAGUGUUUGCUUUUUCCGCACGUUUUUGAAUGAAUACCCUUUUGUGUCCACCAUUGAAGUACGGAGGUUGGAUGACUCCAUGUACACCGAUCUUGGUCCCAAGGAAGGUUUCAUUCUCCAGAAACGUGUCGCCUACGGUAGGGAGAAGGAGUUUGUAAGGUCCCCAUUUGACCGUUAUGAUAGAAUUUGGGCGGCAACACCGCUUUCGACCGGAACACUAACAAGUGCUGCCACUUCUAUCAACACAACUGGUGCUGAUAAUCGACCACCCGAGAUUGUCCUUCGUACCUCUUGGUCGAAGAAGGACAUGGCUUUCUAUGAUAUAACCCUACCUUUUUCCGGAGUAGCAUUCUACAUUGCCCUUUAUUUCUCGGAACCACUAAGUCUUGCUUCCGACCAAAAGCGGUCUUUCUACGUUUACUAUGAGAACAAGCAAGUGGGUCCAACUAUGAUUGUGCCACCUUUCGGGGCAGUGACGCAAGCUGUUCUGAGGGGUGUGGUAGCGACUAAGCUUCCCUAUCUAACAUUUAAAGCUACACCAGACUCUAAUUUAAACCCACUCAUCAACGCUCUCGAGCUUUAUGUCAUUAGCAAUAGUGGUGGAAACGGGACGAAUUCAACAAGCUCCGGCGGUGGAGGCAGCCCUAGCACUGGCGGUGGUGGCUCAGGCUCAGGUGGUGGUGGUGGUGGCUCAGGCUCCGGUGGUGGUGGUGGAGGCAAAUCGGGAGGAAGCAGUAAUGGAGAUGGAGAAACCACGAAAACCAGUGAAGACGGAAAAUCUGCAGAUUCUUCAGAGAAGUCCGGAGAGGAGAAAAGCAGCAACUUAGGUUUACCUCUUGGUAUAUCAAUCCCGUCUUUUGCUUUUCUUGGAGCUGGUGGUUGGGCCGCCUGGAAGUUUUUCUUCAAACCCAAGCGCAAUCGUGAAUCAGAAAGGCCACUCACCCAGAAUAAUUUUAUUCAUAUUGGAGAUAGUCAAACGGUUGUAGCAGGUCAAGUAUUUAACCCAACACAGAAACAGACACAGACACAGAGUCCUUGA
Molecule: messenger RNA, 1527 nt
Organism: Eutrema salsugineum
Lineage: Eukaryota; Viridiplantae; Streptophyta; Magnoliopsida; Brassicales; Brassicaceae
Exons: 6
Coding region: 1-1527 (508 amino acids)
Source: RefSeq, a predicted model, not a curated record